AAAAGAAGAACAGAAAAUCCCUGGAUCGAGUACGAAAGGGGGGUUUUGUGGAUGGCGCGGAGUGAUGAAAACGCCCCAGGCAGAAAGCGACCGGCGGACGGUGACCCGGAUGGAGCGCAACCACUAACGAAGAGAUUUGGCUAUCUCCAGAUCGGUAGGAUCACCUCGUCGUUCCCUUUUCUCUUUUCUUAUCAAGACUCCCGUGCUCGGACCAAAUACGUCGCAACGCCCUCCUCACACGAGCCCGAUUCGAUGCUGUUAGAUGAUACCAAACACACCACCUUUAUCUAUGAUCUAGAUCAAGAAUUGGCAGAGCCCGAAUCUACAGGAGAUGCGCUGGUUCUACUGCCCCUUGCGGCGAAGAUGAUCUCCGUACCCAAUGCCGUGCUAUCGUCCAACUCCGCACAAGGCAAAGAACUAGUCCUCUAUAAAGAACCCUCAUCUUUGACGCUACCCAAGGAACAGGAUAGCAUACGCAAGGCGAUUAUCGAAUCAAGAGCUCGUGCACGUGCUUCCCGAUCGUCAACUCCUCCCUCUACAAACGAUAUAACCCGUGCUCCACAUACUCCGCAUACUGAAACAGACCACGACGAUGAUCCAAUGGACAUUGACUUGGAUUAG
Molecule: messenger RNA, 621 nt
Organism: Penicillium angulare
Lineage: Eukaryota; Fungi; Ascomycota; Eurotiomycetes; Eurotiales; Aspergillaceae
Exons: 2
Source: RefSeq, a predicted model, not a curated record